Messenger RNA from Oncorhynchus nerka (sockeye salmon), 2680 nucleotides. Its product is annotated as immunoglobulin-binding protein 1-like. The record is from RefSeq and is a predicted model, not a curated record. Lineage: Eukaryota; Metazoa; Chordata; Actinopteri; Salmoniformes; Salmonidae. Gene Ontology annotation, molecular function: protein phosphatase 2A binding. The transcript is spliced from 6 exons. Gene Ontology annotation, cellular component: cytosol. Gene Ontology annotation, biological process: regulation of signal transduction; regulation of dephosphorylation. Bases 35 to 1081 code for a protein of 348 amino acids.
AUAGUGGUCAUUACAUCCAAAACGUUGUAAAAAAAUGGCAGCCGUAGAAAGCACUAGCAUGUCAUUAAUGCAGUCAGAAGAACCGCUUAAACUAUCUGAUUUAUUAGAUCGAGGAUGGAAACUAUAUGAGGAGGUGGACACCACAAAUGAUCCCAUCGCAGCCACCCAUAUCCAGGUCAAAAUCAAGCGUGGGAUAACGCAACUUGAAGUGGCAACGCGAAUGGUGGCCCAACUCGACUUGUUCAGCCGAAAUGAGGAUUUGGAGGAGGUAGCAACCACAGAUCUGAAGUAUCUUAUGUUGCCUGCCUUCCUGGGGGCUCUAACUAUGAAGCAAGUGAACCUGGCAAAACGACUAGACCACGUUCAGAUAGCUAGAUGUUACUUUUUGGACUUCUUGAAAAGAUGUAAGGAGUAUAACAUAUCAAAGUUUGAACUACCCAAAACCAUUGAAAACUCCGCUGACAUACCAGAAGAAGAAUCUGCAAAUGGGCCCCCCAAACCUCCAGACUUAAUUGCGAUGGCAACAGUUAGAGCUGCAAAGAUAGAUAGAUACAAACAGAGGAAGGACACAGAGGCCAAGCUAUCAGAGAUCAAGGCAGCAGUGGACAGUGGGCAGGCAGAUGACGAGAUAGUCCGAAACUUUUACCUCCUCAAUGUGAGGAAAUGGAUUGCUGUAGCCCUGGAGGAGAUUGAGAGCAUUGACCAGGAAAUGGAGAUUUUGACCAGGAUGGAUGUUCUAAAACAGAGUUCAGCAGAGCCAUUACACUCUAAAAGGCCUCCCAUGAAACCCUUCAUUCUCACCAGAGAUGCUGUUCAGGCCCGAGUAUUUGGGGCAGGCUACCCCAGCCUACCUACUAUGUCAGUGGAUGACUGGUAUGAACAGCACAGGAAGAAAAAUGCCUUGCCAGACCAGGGGAUCCCACGCAGCGCUGAGGACUUUGAUGCAGAAGAGCGAGAACAAGAAGAGAAAGAGAAGCGGGUUGAAAACGACGAUGAGGAGGCCUUGCAGAAAGCUAGAGACUGGGACAACUGGAAGGAUACGCAUCGGAGAGGCUAUGGGAACCGUAAAAACAUGGGCUAACAACCAUCAAACAAAGCAACAGUGCCAUGCCUGGUCUGCAGUGUUCAUCUACUCUCUGUCCCUCUGUAAUAAACAACAACGUUGCUGGUGUCUAUGGAAACAUGGUCUUUAAGAAAAGGGAGUUUUAUACAAUCCCAGACAGAAACUGUUUGUCUGUUUAUGGUCACUUUUUAUUCUGAUGCUGCAAAUCACGGCUGUAAUUGUGGCCGUAUCAGAGGAAAAUGAUUUAUUGGCAGCCAUUAAUAUUAUCUGCAGGUUCCAUACGAAUACACAACCAAGUAUUUCCACCAAGGCGUCGUCUGUCAAGAUGGUGCAGUGCUAUGCUUGAGAAGAUUAGUCAAGUGAAUUUGAUGAUCAAUUGAUUAACAGCUGUUCCCAAGCGGAUUCAUAUUUCCUGAGAGUAUCCAACAGUACUUAGACUUUUGUGAAGAACUCUACAGAGGUGGUAACAAUCUAUAGUUCCAAAAAACUGCUAUUGUAUAUUGUCAUCCACACUUAAUGUGUUUAGUGAUGGAAAAGGUAGCUUGUGUGCUUAUACAGUCUCCUAAAAUGUGGCUCUAUACUCCAGCAUUUUGGUUUUGAGAAGAAGAAAAAAAUCUGAUCAGGUGACAGUACAGAAUGUCACCUUUUGUUUUGAGGGUGUUUUAAUAGCUGUUUUACCGUUUAGAAAUUAAUUUGAAGUCCUACAUAUUUUUUGACAGAUUCACUUAGUGUAUUCAAAAGUUGAGUAUUUGGACCCAUUUUUACGUUUACAUUUGAAUCAUUUAGCAGACACACUUGUCCGGCGCGACUUAGUGCAUUCAACCACGUAUCGCAGACAAAGUAAGUACAUUUUUGUCAAAGUGUUGUUGUGCAGUUUGUUUUGAUUCUGUACUGUCGCCUAAUAUGAAACAUUCUCAACUAAAAUACUGGAGUAUAGAGCCAAGUUUAAAAUGGUUUGCUUCACUGUCAGAAUACAUAUGGAAUAUGUACAAUAUUAUUUCCUCUGAUUGAUGUCCAUUGUAACACUGAAUAAUGGGUUUGUGAUGCACUUAAUUACAGAGAUCCACUCCCUUUUCAUCUUGUUUUGCUGAAUAGCUUUUUGUUGUUAAAUAACUGCCUUGUGACAGCCAAUUUGCUCUUUUCUCAAAAUGUAUGGCUGACUCAUUUGAUUUCUUUCCCACCUCUUACACAUGUACAGUUUGAACAGGCACUGAUUUUGACAGACUUGGUGGAUUCCUUUGUCAGAGUUGAUAAUGAGUAGUGGUUGGUCUAUUUUUUUCAGAAUAGCAGGAAUUCUGUGUGCAAAACCUGCAUGGUUCCCAUUGUAACAAAUUAUUUGAGUGUUUUGUACGUUUCUCAUUGUUUCUUAAAAAAGUUGCUAGUGUAAAAAAAAUAUGGAUACAGUCCAGAAUAAAUAUGAUAAGCUGCUAUGGUCAAGUAAAUUGUUAUUGGCACACUGAUAUUCACACGCACAAAAUGUGCAUGAAUCAAAAUCAUAUAUAUUGAACAUGACUAAUAUUGCUCCCAUGUAACUUGAUAUGUGUCUUUUGGUGAAAGCAUCAAUUGUGAUCUGAAAAUGUAUUUCUGUUUCAAAGCCAAUUAAAUCAAUAUAUUGGA